This is a messenger RNA of Drosophila teissieri, 832 nucleotides long. Its product is annotated as extensin. Lineage: Eukaryota; Metazoa; Arthropoda; Insecta; Diptera; Drosophilidae. The record is from RefSeq and is a predicted model, not a curated record. The transcript is spliced from 2 exons. The coding region runs from base 185 to 781 and encodes 198 amino acids.
GUGUACGGGUUAGUAACCCCUUGAAAAGCUGGCGCCCCAUAAAUACCUUAGUGUAGAUCAUGGAACCCACUGACCGUCCCUGGCCCACCAACGCAAUGUGCGAGUUAUGUAAUAAAUUACAAGUGAGCAUCGCAAUCGACCAUUAAGCAGUAGCUUCAUUCGCAGCCGAGCCAUCGACAUCAGCAUGCAGACGCAGUAUAUCCUCCUUCUCUUAGCCGCCAGUCUGGCCAUAUGUGUGGCGCGUCCAGAACCACCUAGAUCCCGCUAUGGACCGCCGCCACCCCCAGCUCCCCAAAAGGAAUACGGUCCUCCGGCUCCGCAAGCACAGCCUCUUCCCGCUUACGGACCACCAGCAGCCUUCUACGGACCACCAGCUGCCUCGGAAGCCCUCGUGACUAAGAACGUGUACGUGCAUGUGCCGCCAGAGGAGCCAGAGUUCUAUCCGGCCUCGUCGCCCAUCCAGACGGCCGUUCCCAAGAAGCACUACAAGAUCAUCUUCAUAAAGGCUCCCAACCCCCCGACCCCUGUGCGCCAGGUGCUCCCUCCCCCGGUCCAGGAUGAGCACAAGACUCUUGUGUAUGUUCUGGUGAAGAAGCCCGAGGAGCAGCAGCCCGUCAUCCUGCCCGCUCCAGAGCCCACAGAGCCCAGCAAGCCGGAGGUGUACUUCAUCAAGUACAAGCAGCAGCAGCCCAAGCCGGCCACCCAGUACGGCCCCCCUCCAUCCGCACCCUCUGAGGAGUACGGAGCACCACCUGCCCCACGCACCGUCGAGCAGUUCUAGUUUGUAGAGUCGUCUAGGUCCACAGCCCAUGAAUGUAAAUAUUAUUUAUGA